AUGCUCCGGACCCGCCUCAAGUCGACGUUGGCUGCCGUCGCCACUGCCGCCGAGGCCUCGCCCAGCCUAUGCGGCAUUCCCGUCGCGCCAGAGUGGGGUUUUGGCCCGCUGCGCUGCAGCUUUGCGCACUUUGCACCCAAGAAUGGCUUCCGCUUCCUCUUUGAGCGCCUCCACGCGCUGCACGCGUGCCUCGGCCCCAUCUUCCGCGUUCGGUUCCUUCCAUUCCAAUCGUACGCGGUGAGCAUCUCGGACCCGGACGCUGUCGCCCAAAUCUACCGCCACGAAGGCGCCAUGCCGCAGCGCCAGAUCUUCGCCUUCUGGAAGCUGUACCGCGACGAGAGACAGUGGCCGUUGGGCUUGACCAAUACGAACGAGUACGCCGAGUGGAAGAAGUUCCGGCUCGGCAUGAGCGCGCACCUACUUCAGCCGCACAACGUGAGCACGUGGCUGCCGCGCCUCGAUGCGGUCGCGCGUGACGUCGCGGCCCGCAUCGAGAGCCAAGCACGUGCGUCACCGAGCGGCGAUGUGCCCAUGACGCUGACGACCAAGGCGUUUACGCUCGAAGCCGUCUCAUCGAUCGUCUUUGGAAAGCGCAUGGGCUGCCUCUCGCGAAACCCUUCGACGCCCGUGUCUGCACCGGCAAAGGCCUUCAUCCGCGCGGUGGACGGCUUCUUCGAGACCACCCAGCAGCUCAUGGCGAUUCCGCCCGACGCGCCGCGCGUCGUGUACAAGGUCCUACCCGCGUACAAGGCGCACGUGGCGCACGUCGACUUUAUCUUCCGCUUGGGGCACGACAUGGUGCGAGAGAAGAUCGCGUCCAGCGAGCUGCGCGCGGAGCCCGAUUUGCUCACGCUCUUUCUGCAGCGGCCUGAGCUCAGCGAGCGCGACGCGGUCGCGCAGGCGCUCGAUGUGCUUUUUGCGGGCGUCGACACGACGUCGACUGCGCUGCUCUGGGCGCUCUACUGUCUCGCGACAUCGCCCAACAGCCGCGAGAUGCAGCGCAAGAUGCGCGCCGAGAGGCGCGAGAUUCUCGUGCUUCAGCGCGAGCAGAAGACGAUCAGCUACAUCGCGACCCAGCUCAAUCGCUCCCGUGGAUGUAUUCGCGGCUUCUUACUCUCCCCGGACACCUACGGCACUGCUCGCUCGCCCGGCCGCCCAUCUCGACUGAGUGCGACCCUCCACCGCCGACUUAUUCGGUCGGCUCGCACGGGCAAGUACACCGCGGCGGAGCUCGUCGAACGGAAUGCCCUUCCCAUCGGCCCUCGCCGUGUCUGUCAGCUACUCAACUCGAGCUGCAAGCUGAAGUUCAAGAAGCGACCUGCGGCGCCCAUGAUGACACCUGCCCGCAAAAAGGCCCGUGUGGCAAAAGCAAAGGUGUGA
This is a messenger RNA of Saprolegnia parasitica CBS 223.65, 1380 nucleotides long. RefSeq lists its product as hypothetical. Gene Ontology annotation, molecular function: iron ion binding; heme binding; DNA binding. NCBI's taxonomy places the organism in Eukaryota, Oomycota, Saprolegniomycetes, Saprolegniales, Saprolegniaceae. The transcript has 2 exons. The coding region runs from base 1 to 1380 and encodes 459 amino acids. Gene Ontology annotation, cellular component: mitochondrial inner membrane. The record is from RefSeq and is a predicted model, not a curated record. Gene Ontology annotation, biological process: cellular response to peptide hormone stimulus; cholesterol metabolic process; cortisol metabolic process.